UUAACAUAACUGACAAUGUAAAUAUCGCCUAAAACGUACACUUUAUUCGUCACCAUUUGAAACAUUCAUAUCACCCUUUCACAACACUACUUGCUUUUAGCAGCUGUUCAAAAACAGUCCAAUAGGAGAACAGCAGCGAAUUCGCAAAAGAUUCCGACUUCAACAAUGAGCUUUAUUGACCAAGAAGUCACGGAGUUCCGAGCAAAAUGUGAGAAGCAGGUGCCGCACACGAAGAUCAUUAUUUGCUCCAACUCCCUGAUCCGGGUUGACAUAUACCCGGAGCGGCCGAAUCGCUCGAUGACUAUGUGCCUUCGAUUUCCAGAAAACUACCCGCAGAGCACCCAAAUUCUGGUGGAGCUGAAGAGUCGUGUGUACUCCGAAAUGCUUCUGACGGAGCUUACCCGGCUGAUCGACGACUAUGCCAGGGAUUUCCUCGGGAAGCCACAGGCACUGCAAGUGCUGGCCUUCGCCCAACAGUAUUUAACUGAUAAUCCGCUGUGCGUGUGCUUGGAGGAGAUCAAGCAGCUGAGAGCGGACAUCAAGACUGGAGGCACGGAGAGCCAGUUGAAGCUGAAGCAGAAAAACAAAAGCGUAGAGCUGGUCGCCAAGGGCGGACGCUACACCUACAGAGUAACCGCUGUUGUUCCGGACAGCUAUCCCAUGCAGAGUGUGGAACUGCGCGGCCAAGAUUCCAAUCUCCCAGCCGUGCUCGUGCGUUACCUAAACGGCCAGUCGAAGGAGAUAGCCCGGCAGUGCGUGGAGCCGCCGAUCCGUAUGAGCAAGGAGGCUCUAGCCAAUUUUCGGCCUGUUAGGAGUCUGCAACGCUCGCUGAAGUUCUGCCUGGAGGCCACCCGUGACUUUCACACAGAACGUUGUCCCAUAUGUGAUAGUACCGUGCUACCCGAGUACCCAGAGGACAUAGAAAAGGAUGACAAUGCGGACUUCUUCAUCGAGCGUGUCUACUGUGGUCAUCUCUUUCACCAGGGCUGCCUUAAGAAAUACCUGUCAGAGCCUCCGUUUCCAAAGGGCGGCAAAUUAUGUCCCGCCGCGCGCCGUCAUCCUCGUUCCGAUGCCCAGACCUAUAUGGGCAGGUCACAGGGAGGAGGAGCCAACGUUUCAAAAACUCCGGAGGACACUGUGUGCGGAAUCAAGCUGGCUCACGAUCGCUGGGUGGUCAGCGUAAAGACCGCGGAGGCGCGCUGGGCCCAGAAACAGGCUCGCCAAAGAGAACUGGAGGAGGUUGUCGACUUUUUGCAAUAACAGAGGAUCGACUCAAGAACAGCUUACUGUGUAUGGUUAUGUAUUUUGUGAUUUCUAUUCGAAUACGCUUAUAUUGCUAAAGAUUAAAUAAAUAAAGUGAAGAUGAAGUGCGA
Drosophila simulans is the source of this 1373-nucleotide messenger RNA. RefSeq lists its product as uncharacterized. NCBI's taxonomy places the organism in Eukaryota, Metazoa, Arthropoda, Insecta, Diptera, Drosophilidae. Bases 166 to 1260 code for a protein of 364 amino acids. Gene Ontology annotation, molecular function: protein binding. The record is from RefSeq and is a predicted model, not a curated record. The transcript has a single exon.